Molecule: messenger RNA, 4742 nt
Organism: Cyclopterus lumpus (lumpfish)
Lineage: Eukaryota; Metazoa; Chordata; Actinopteri; Perciformes; Cyclopteridae
Gene: gas2l3
Product: growth arrest-specific 2 like 3
Exons: 10
Coding region: 1524-3644 (706 amino acids)
Biological process (GO): actin crosslink formation
Cellular component (GO): actin filament
Molecular function (GO): microtubule binding; actin filament binding; cytoskeletal adaptor activity
Source: RefSeq, a predicted model, not a curated record
GCGAGCUGCGUGUGGAGACCCGUCUUUGUAGCAGCGGACCGGAGUGUUUCACCGUUUAGGUUCACAAAUAUUAAUGUUGCCUUACGCAGACGUGCAUCGUUUGUUCACAAAGUCCCAGCUUAUUAUUAGUCCCUCUCGCCCACGUGCACAUUCGCUAUAGGCCUACUACCGGUAUACUAAAUUACUAUAAGUAUGACUUCCAUUGGAUUGUUGGCUGAACAGAAUACAGUAGCUAAUAGUUAAAGCAACAAUGGGAAACAGUUGUUAAUAUCGUGAAUGUUUGCUAGAAAAUGGCCUACCUCAUGCAUAACGGCAUUUCCUAUAGCGGCCAUAAGGUGCAGUUGGGCAUUAUUAAAUUAUUUCAAUGCAAUGAAACAUCUGCAGUGAUACUUUUUUUGUUUACGUCUCUAUUGUCUUGCGUUAUUUACCCGUUGGGCCCCAGAUUAUGUAGCAACAUAUGACAUUUAAUUUCGUCUUAAUUACUGAAACUUGAUGGUCAUAUUUGUAAAGGAUUGAACUGAGUGCAAUAUUUAAUAUGGUGACGUUGCCAACUACAGCAAUACCCCCCUUUGCCUCACACACAAGAUACAACAAAUGCUGCAUAAGGCACGAUAUUGCGGGUCCGAAACAUGGAAAUAUUAUUUGCUAUACAAUUACCACAUGAGAUCUGAAGUGUUUGAUGAAUGCAGUCUGACCUUUGAUGUGGAAAUGCUCAAACGGUUUCACAGAAGGCCAUGCAAUCAAUAGUCGUAGUAUGAAGGGACUCGUGAAUGAACAGGUGUAUUAAUUGGCUUUCAGCAUAUACUCAUCAUGUACAUACUCAUAUGUUACAUUAAUAUGACAGUCUUACACCUGUAUUACCAACUAAUGUCAUAAAGGUACACAUUAACGGGAAAUGUGUACGCUUACAAUAUGCAAACAAAAAAGCAGCUUGACGCAACCUCCCAGGGAAACUGUUUAAAAGAAGAAGUGACGAAUGGUGUGCAGUCAGUGUGCACUUGAAAGUUGCACGGUCAGUUAUGCCAUCACGCCGACGUCCUCAUCGGAUGUGACAGCCAGGCCCCUCGUGGCAUAUGGCGCAAAUGGGGCCAGUCAGCCCAAGCUGCCUGCAAGCACCCGGACAAAAAGAUCCCAGUGGGACGCUAAGUGCGUGUAACGUCCUUACACCUCUCGCCGCUCCCCCUGCGGCCUCCUCCUCCACGCCCGAGGCCGUUGUCUUUGAAGCUAGGGGCCCCGCCGUCGAGUCAUUUGGUGGGAAAUUGCGCCAUCUUCUGGCAGCCAAGGUGAGCUCGUGGACCCGCCCCCGGAGGACCGAGCGCUCUGAUUGGCUGAUUCGAACAGCGAUGCCCACAACAGCAGAGAGCGUGAGUAACUCCCGACGACUGGAGUACCAACUCAAGGUUUCCACAAGGAGAGACAAAAAGGCUUUAAAUGAACACAGACACAGCUCAGACUUUCCGCUUGAAAACUCCACGACCUUCAUCGUUGCUGAAUGAAGAAGUGAAUCAUCGGUGAUCACAGUCAUGGCUGUCCAGACUGGCAUUCAGGUGUGGUUCGGCGAGAAGUUCGAUGCCCCGCUGCUGAGCCCGAGGAGCCCCAGGAGCCCUCGCAGCCCGUUGGCACAGCAACACGGCCCCGGUCUCACAGACGUCUUCCAGUAUGACCAGUGGCUGGCAGUGCGACACAAAGCCACCCUGGUGCCCAUGCAGGAGGAUCUGGCCAUCUGGCUCAGUGGCAUGCUGGGCGAGGAGGUGAGAGCAGAGUUCUUCAUGGAGGAGCUGAACAACGGCGUGAAGCUGUGCCAGCUCAUCGGUGUGCUGCAGACGAAGAUCGCCCAGAGCUGCCCCUCCGAGCUCUGCAAGCUGUUCUCCACGAGGAAGAUCGCGUGCAAGCGGGACGCCUCUCCAGGGUCUUUCUUCGCUCGAGACAACACCGCCAACUUCCUGGCCUGGUGCCGCCACGUCGGCGUGGAGGAGACCUACCUGUUUGAGUCGGAGGGCCUCGUGCUGCACAAGGAGCCUCGCCAAGUCUGUCUCUGCCUCCUGGAGAUCGGCCGCAUCGUCUCCAAGUACGGCGUGGAGCCUCCUGUGCUGGUGAAGCUGGAGAAGGAGAUCGAGCUGGAGGAGACUCUGCUGAUGACGGAGGAGCCGGCUGCGGCCGUGAAAACCUUCAGCGUGUGCUGCCAGCACGGCGGCCUCUACCAGUCCGGGGAGCACGGCAUGGACGACCCACCCUGCAACUGUGCCAACCGAGUCUCCAUUGAGUACCUGUCUGAGGGACGAUACAGACUGGGAGACAAGACCCUCUUUAUUCGGAUGCUUCAUGGGAAACACGUGAUGGUGCGCGUCGGUGGCGGCUGGGACACCCUGCGAGGCUUCCUGAUGAAGUACGACCCUCUGCGAGUGCUGCAGUUCACCACUCUGGAGCAGAAGAUCCUGGCCUUUCAGAAAGGCCCCCCCGGCCUGGGAGGUCACCACGGCAAUGCGGCUCCACCCCCUCCUCCCGACAUGGACCCCCUGGCCGCAGUCAACGACCUCAUCUCCUCCUCAUCCUCCUCUUCCUCGUCCACCUCGUCGUCAUCUUCCUCCUCCGGCUCGGCCUGUAAGCCGGCGUCUGUGACCGCCGCGGGUUGCUCGUACGGCGCCUCCCCGGCCUGCACGCCCACGUUGCACAGGAAAGGCGCUGCCUCGGCGCCUAAGAAGAAUCUGCCCAGGAAGCCCACCCAACUGCCCCUGUCCAUCACCACCACCAAAGCUUGCUCCUCUCUGCCCUCCAAACAGCCCCCCAGCAUAGGGGGUCAGGGUGCGCAGGUCCCUCGCAGAGCUCUGACUCCAUGCUCGGUUCUAUUGCCUGCACGUGCAGAUCCAAGCCCCGCCUCCAAACUGAAGCUCAGACCAUCACCGCGUGGCCCCGCCUCUCAUCCCAGGAGCCCCGUCUGCCCCGAGCCGUCUUCCAAAUGCCCCAAGCCCUCCAGCCCCUGCACCUCUCCCAUCGCGGCCUCUGUUCCUCGCCCUGUCACCGCACCAGCACGGGGCCCCACCACAAAAGAUGCCCGGCCCCCAUCGAGUGCCAGCCAGCGCUCACGCCUCCUUGCUCAGCGGCGUCCGGGCUCCCCGGCCUCGCGCCUCCGUCUAGAGGCUGCCAGGCGGGUGCGGACAGCCACAAGAGGUGCAGUGACGCCAACUCCCCAAACCCGGACCCCCACCCCCAGUUCACGGACGGCCUCCCCGGUGCCGCCAAAGCCUACCUGCUCCCUGCCGAAGAGCAAAGAGGUUGCAGCCAAAGCAAAGGGACCGGCCCCUCUCUGCGGCGCAGCUGCCCCUCCACGUGGAACCGCUGCUGUCCCCGGACGGGUCCCAGGAGGCAACACAGGCCCUUCUCCCACCAGCAAAGCCAAUCAGAAAGCAACAGCCACAGCACAGAGGGUGGGGCGAAAGCAAGCAGCCACCACCAACCCCAUCAACGGGAGGUCAACUGUCAAACCUGAUGCGGCUCCGGGACCGGCCCCGGCCCCGAAGAAAACCGGCUCUAACGGCAAGGCUGCAAAGACCGAGCCCAGCGUCCUCAAGAAGAUCCAGCAACACAAGGGCAAAAGCGAGGACCCUUAUUUUGAAAUGAACAGUCGCAGGAGACCGAGGACGUAACUCCGGUCUCUGAGGACUUCGCCAAAGCUUCUUGUCACAAAGCAGCACUUGUUGGAACUUUGACUCACUAAUCCUCCUCAAAAAGCUUCUAAUUUUCGACCAUUAUUUUGUCUUCAAAUGUAUUUUUGUUGUUUUUUGUAUGUUAUUUAACAGCCUUUUUUAAAUAUAUUUUUAGGUGUCAUGUAUGUCUUCUCUCUGUGGUGAUUGAAUGGUCUUUUUGAUUGAGCGGUCAGGUGACCUGGUCAACACUAAAACUUGCACAACGUUUACACUCUUUUGUGUUCGCUGAACAAAGGAUUUAACUUUAUAGCUAACAUUAACCUCAAAGCUUAUUUUUAGCUCAAUACAUCAUCACAGGUUACAGCCAUGGUUUAGUAAAAGGCAUAUAGGUGAACAUCUGCAGGUGAACGGAUCAGUUUUUAUUAGUGGGAAAGCAGGUCCCGAGGCCCGUUUUCUCCAAUAAGCUACCAAAGUUAUGAGAUGUCUGUUUGUCAGUGACAAAACCGGAACACAAAUCAUGGUUUCUGGUGAUUUCUUUGCUCCCCAUUGUGAACAUACUUUCCACUGGUGGAUAUUCGGACGUAAUACUUAAUAUGUUUGUAUAUGUGAUAUCUAGGUGGGAGGUUCGUCUCCAUGGCGCCGGACAAGGCGUCAUCAGAACGGCCCUUCCUGUCGUGUGCCUUCAUCAGAAAUGUCUCGUUUCUGAGCGGCAUUAGAAUGUAUUAGAUGCGGGGGUGGGGGGGUUGAUGUUUUUUACUGAUGAAAGUUGCACAUUGUGUACCAGCACUCAUGACUCAGAGAAAAGCCUGAGUCGCAGAUGAACUACUGAUCAAACGCCUCUUUUCUUUUGCACAGAAAACACUCCACAAUCUGUGUUUUUAUAUGAUUUCUAAUGUUUGUGUGUACAAAUCUAGUUUUCUAUGUGGUGUUUGUUUAUGUCAUCAGUGAGGCUUUUUUUUUUCUUUUUUUUUUCCCUUGUUUGGCACUUUACAGGAACCGCCAUGUUUGUCAGAAUUUGAAUGUUGAUUCUGUCGAUAUGUCUCUUGUUCCGGCUACCUUUAGUCGUUUUGAUUAAUAAAUGGGCGUGUUUUAAAGACC